AUCCAAGCCUUCGGUACGCCAUAGUCAUACCACCCCUUCACACCCGCCCCCCUCAAACCUCCACUCCCACUAACCGCCCCUCUCCCCCCCAAACAGCGGCCGGCGAAUUCGUCGUCGUCCUAGACGACCCCUCGCGCGAGAACGAAGCGGACCUGAUCAUCGCCGCCGAAUCCGUCACCACCGAGCAGAUGGCCUUCAUGGUGCGACACUCGUCGGGGCUGAUCUGCACGCCCCUCCCCGCCACACGCGCCGCGGCGCUGGCGCUGCCCGCCAUGGUGGCCGUGUCGCAGGACCCGCGCGGCACCGCCUACACGGUCAGCGUCGACGCGGCCGACCCCUCCGUCACCACGGGCAUCAGCGCCCGCGACCGCGCCCUCGUCUGCCGCGCGCUGGCCGACGACAAGGCUACGCCCGCGGAGUUUCGUCGGCCGGGGCAUGUUUUCCCGCUGCGCGCGAGGGAGGGCGGGGUUCGGCAGCGGCCCGGGCAUACCGAGGCGGCGGUGGAUCUGUGCCGGCUGGCGGGGAAGAAGCCGGUUGGGGUCAUCUGUGAGCUGGUGGAUGAUGGGGUGGAGGUGCCUGGUCGUGCCGUCCGGGAGGAGCCUGGGAUGUUGAGGGGGGAGGCGUGCAUAGCGUUCGCGAGGAAGUGGGGGCUGAAGGUGUGCACUAUUGCUGAUAUGGUGGCGUACCUGGAGAAGGUGGAGGGGAAGAUUGAGGUUAAUGGCUCAUGAAGGGGGCUUAUCUUUGAAAAGGGGGAGGAGGGAGGCCGUUCCUCCUGGAGCGUUGUGGAACGGUAUAUACGACGGCACAUAUGGUAUUCUUACUGCAUCCGAGACAGACUUUUGUCGAGUCUCGACCGAGGGUUUGAGGAGCGUGGUUACAUUUCACCAUGUAGAUUUUCUGGGUAUAUGGCGCACUGCAGCAUCCGGGUCGAAUAUUGAUAGAGAAAAGGUUACACAGCUUUGAAGCGGCCGAAU
Messenger RNA from Chaetomium fimeti, 974 nucleotides. Its product is annotated as DHBP synthase RibB-like alpha/beta domain-containing protein. Gene Ontology annotation, molecular function: 3,4-dihydroxy-2-butanone-4-phosphate synthase activity. Gene Ontology annotation, biological process: riboflavin biosynthetic process. The transcript has a single exon. The record is from RefSeq and is a predicted model, not a curated record. Gene Ontology annotation, cellular component: cytosol. Lineage: Eukaryota; Fungi; Ascomycota; Sordariomycetes; Sordariales; Chaetomiaceae. The coding region runs from base 189 to 728 and encodes 179 amino acids.